CAGCUGACAGUAUUUAGUGUCAAAAUUUUAGUGUUUGAUAAUGAAGAAAUUUAUUAAAAAAUAAUAGUCAUAAGGGCAUAACUAAAUUUUAGUGAAAAGAAUUGGAAAACAAAAUUUAAUUUUUGUACAAGUUAUCAUUAAUGGCGACUGCCGCUAUUUGUCUAAAGUUUACGUCUCUCACUAGAAAUAGAUCAAAAUGUUGUCUUGAGAUAGUACCAGAAGUUACUAAUAUACAAAAUAUCGACCAAAUAAAAUGGAGAGAGAGCACUGACUCAAUCGAGUAUUUGGUCCCCAUUACAUAUAAACUUGUACUAAAAAAACACAAUACUUUAAAAAACAAUGACGCAGUGAGAUUUUAUCACUCCUGCAUCGAUUUAGUACCAUCAUGGUCUCAUGAAGAUCUAGCUUAUGGCGAUGUUUCAAAGAACAUAAGCGACCAUUUAAUUCAUAGAAUUUAUAAUAAAAUAAAUACAUGUGUAUCUCUAUCUAGACCAAACGCUUUAAAUAUCAUAAAUGAAAACCCUAAAGAUCUAGAAGUCUUAGAAACAAAGCUUGAUAAUAUUUUACAUAAUAUACACGUUAAAAGAGAUUUUGGUACAUGUAUAAGUGAAAGUCAAUUUGAAUACUCUAAAAAAGAGAGAAACUCCACUCUUGAGGUCAAUAAUAAAACCACCAUAGGUACAUUGACGGAUGUCCUGCCGCAACUGUCAUCCAAUGAAAAGAAAACCUUGACAAUAGUUCCCGUUUGCAAAAUUGAUACAUUCGAAGAUAUAAUUAAUAAAUAUCCAUCCCGGGUAUUAGAUUUACCUCAAUCAAUCGUUAGGUAUAACCCCUUAACAAAACGUAAUCCAAAAGGAGAAACAAAAUUUGUACGUCAACCUCCGCAGUGUAAUAUUUCGCUCGAUUGUAGUCUAAAUAGCUUUGUUAACUUAAAUGCACGUGUAUCUUAUUUCAAAAGUGUUAUGGAGAAAGAAAUAUUACCUCUAAAAAUAAUUUUGCAAGAUAUUAUUACAAAAUGCAGUACAUUUGGCUUACUUCACAAUUCUAAUUACUCUAAAAAUAAAUGUAUAAAUGAUAAAAUUGCACUUGAAAAUAAGAAUCGUUGUAAUCGUGUAGUGUAUUCUAUCGUGUUUGAUGAAUAAAAUUAAAUAUAUGCUAUAUUUAUUCAUUUGUAUUCCUUGUCCAUAGGGCUGUGCUAUUUUGUUGGAAAAUGGAGUCAUUCAACAAAUUAGUUGAGAAAUUGUCAUUCCAUGUGGUGGCUGGACCUUGCAAUCAAAAUAUAUUUGACGAUAUAACUCCAAAGUCAGUAGGUACGCCGGUUAAUGUGAAAGUAAAAUUUCGUCAUAAGGAUGAUGUCCAUAGAGGAGUUAUAUCCGUUCCUAAAUUUGAGCACAUUAAAAUGUCCAAAAAUUUACGGUUAAUUAAUAGUGAUCAAACUAUAUUGUCGUUUGAUUUUCUUAUGGAUAUGAAAUCAUCCGAAAAGCCAGCAAAAAAGUCGCAAAAGAAGGUUUUUCAAAUUUUUAGACCAGGCAUCUGUUUAGGAUCCAAAAAUAACAAUGAUGAUGAUGGAUAUCCAUACGUACCUCCUAUAAUAGAAAACAAAAAUACGACAUUUAGCGCAACACAAGUGAAUAUCAUGAAUAAUGGAAGAUGCUAUAGGUUGAAGAAAGAUACUGUACACCAGCCGUUUGACGACACUAAUCGAGCUCAAACAAUGUUUCUAGGAAAAUGUAAGCCAGGAGGAUGUCUUGAUCCCCCUUUCGGUGAAGAGCGAUAUGCUUAUGAACCAAUCUUAGUUAAUGAAGACAUUGUAAAAUAUCAAUCCAUAGAUAAGGUAGAAAAUAAUCAACUAUCAGGCCGAUCUUACAAUACGCAACUACAUUCAAGAAGUCCGCUGAUAGAAAAAGAUAAACAUGUUGAAAGUAAAUUAUUUGAUGAGCUUCUUUUAACAUACCCAUCAAUCCAAAAUUGCAACAAUGACAAUAAAAAUAUUUUAAGAACUAAUAAUACUAUAGAAAAUCGGUCCAUAGUAAGUGCCGAUACAUGUAUACAGUCUUACUAUAAACCACCUAGAAGUAAAGGAACUAGUAUAUCAAGUAACAUGGAAGGAGAAGAUAUUCAAAAAAUAAUAGAUAACGAAAUGAAAAUAAAACCAACCAGUAUAACAAAUUUGAAAUCGCCCUCUAGGGACAGUAUUUAUAUACAAACAGGCUGUCCAGCGGAACCUGUUUUACCCAAAAUGGUAACUUUGUCUCCAAUUGAAAGCGGCCUAACGUCUUUUGAAAAUAAUAUACACUGUGUCAUAGAACAAAAUGUAGAACAAAUCAAGGAAUGUUUGGGAGAUCAGAACAUUUCGUUUGAGACUGGGACUAAACAAAAUCAAGAGGAAAAUCUUUUACAAACACCAAAUACAUUUUCACUGUUAAAAAUUUCAGUUGAAAAAUCUUCUAUAACAAACAAUAAACGAAUACCGGACGACAUAAAAACAUCUCCAGAGAUAUUUGAAAGUAUUCAAAAUAACAAAACCAAUAUAUUAAAUGAAGAUCAGUCGAACAAACAAAGAGAUGAACAAAGUAUCAUUGUAAUUGCCCCAGCCAGGAAUCUUGAGGAAAUAUUGACAAAUGAUGAUGAUGCUGAAUAUUUACCAGAUUUUUAUGACGAAAAUGGAACUGAUCGCCCAUUUAUUGAAUUAAGCGAGAGUUACAGCAAUACACAAUACUUCAAUCAGAAAAAUGAAAUGGUUGACAAACUCGAAAGCCAACUUUUUCAAACUAAUUUUCAAAAACAAUCGUCAUCAAUACUUCAAGUAAAUAAAUUUGAAAUUAAAGGAGAUGAUACUAAAAGCUUAAAAAGUAACCAUGCUAGCCAAAGUAAUAUUAUAAAUAUUAUGGGAUCUACUGAAGAAAAAAGUUCAUCUACUGUUAUAAGUAGGGAUAAAAUUCGUAAGGUAGAAGAUUUUAAAAUUGAAAAUGAUGGUGAAAGAUCACAAAAAGUUUACAAUCUUGAUAUGUUACCAAAAUUAAGCAUAACAGACAACAAGGGGUCAAAUUUAAAAGAAAACACAUUAUCCGACAAGGAUGUCGAGAAUCGCAGUACAGUAAGAGACGAAGCAAGCGGAAGCGUAGCCAGUGUAAAUAAUAUUGGACAAUCUUUUGAACCUAACCAAGAAUCAAUUCAAAAUCUUCCGUUAACAUCUUCAAGACAUAGUAUGUCAGAAAUAAAGUUUGACCAAAAACUAGACCAUAAUUUAGAAUCGAAAAUCCAAAUGACUACAUCACAAACGAUACCUGUUUCACCAAAUAUGUUAGCUGAUUCUCAAGCUACAUCGCAAGAAUUACAGAAAAAAUACAAUACUAUCGGUGACUCACAAAAUAAGGAUAAUCUUGCUUUACAAAGUUCAACACAAGGAAUUACAAAAAAACAUUAUUUGGAAGAUAGUAUAAAAAUACCUAAAAACGAGACGAUGUCCAAAAGUCGUGAAUCCAGUUCAAUUCAACUUUCUGAAAAGUCAUUAAGUGAAGUCAUUAAUGACAAGCAUUCAUCAAACAUAGAACAUUUUAAAAACAAAAAUGAUAUGAUUCAUGAUUCUUUUAUAAAUACUAAUAUAACACAACAUAAUAAUACUCAAUUUAAAGAAAUUUUCCCGAUGCCUGUAAAUAAACAAUCUAUUGAGAAAUUAAAUUAUGAUGAACCCAAAAAAGAUAAAGUAUCUGAAAAAAUAUCCCUGGCAAUUAUGGAAUUGCCAAAUACUUUUAAGACAGAUUUGGGUGAAGUAGAUGCAACUAAAUUAAGUCAACAUUAUGAAACACUAAAUGACAUGAAAGAAAAUAAUGCUGAAGCAUAUAUAAAACCUCAGUUAAUCCUUAAAGAGUACAACAGUAUGGAAAACGGUUUCCAAAAAACUAGAAAACUUAUUAUAAAUUCUAAUGACAAUAAUCAUGGACCUUUACCUAGCACGAACAACGAUAAAACAAAUGUAGAAAUUAAACAUGAUGAAAGCAAUUCAUUUUCUAAAAAAAAUGAAUUAAAGCACUUGGAAGGGAAACCGAUGACAAAGACUAAUAGUUCAAUAGAUCGUUUAAAUUUAUUUUAUAACAAUUCUAAUAAAGAAGUUAAAAAUAGCGAAGUGUUUCAACUUGAUUUUGCAUUGCAAUCCUAUGUUAAUAAUAACAAAGAAAGAGCUUUCAAAACAGUAGAUUCAGCUACUGCACCUGACAACAAUGAACAAGAGCCUAUAUUACUAUUUAAGUCAAAAUUACGAGCUAACAAAGACGAAAUGAUACUACCAAUAGAUCCUUACACGGAUUUUGUAGUUUUAUUGAAGAGAAAUAACCUUAUAAACACAGAAGAUGCAGCGAAAAAACUUUCUCGGGAUGCACUGCACCUUAAAAAGGAAAAACAUUAUGCGCGCGUUUCUAACGAGUUACAAGAAACCUUGUCCAAGAUAUACGAACAGACUUUGAUUCCUGUACAAAAGAUGUUACAAGCUUUGAAAGAAGAAGUUGACAUUUUAUCUCGUAAUCAGAUUUUAAUCCGAGAAAUGUUGAGAAAUAAAUCAAAACCGGCAAGGCUAAUAAACGUCAAUAGAAGAUGUUCAUGUUAUCGCAAGUGAAGAUGACAACUUAAUUGUAAAUAUCAGAAAAUGUUAGAAUCAAGCUCUUUAAAUUUUUUUUAUCAAUAUUCCUUGUUAUAGAUACAUCAGAAGCAUGGAAAUAAAAGUAAAUGGCAAA
Pieris brassicae (large cabbage white) is the source of this 4730-nucleotide messenger RNA. RefSeq lists its product as uncharacterized. NCBI's taxonomy places the organism in Eukaryota, Metazoa, Arthropoda, Insecta, Lepidoptera, Pieridae. The coding region runs from base 1211 to 4612 and encodes 1133 amino acids. The transcript has 9 exons. The record is from RefSeq and is a predicted model, not a curated record.